ACAGGAGCAAAAGGAGAGGAGCCAGCCAUGAAGUUCCUUAAACUCCUACUAAUCUUGUGUCUCUUCCAAUUCCAUCAACUCGGCUCUCUGGCAAUUCAACAGCCCGAGUCGUCGCCGGCUCCCUUGGCAUGGCCGGAGCAAUUCCACAUGCUUCUGUAUAUGAACUUGAGCUCAGGCCAUCUACAGAUCACCGAUCUCUGGUACGAUUGGCCUAAGGGCAGGAACGUGAACAUAAUGCAGAAGCAGCUAGGGGAGCUACAGUAUGAUGUGGAGUGGGAUAACGGGACCUCCUUCUAUUAUACGCUGGGUGCGAACAGUGCUUGUAGGACAAUGUAUUUCGAGGUGGGUAUUCCUCGGCCGGAUUGGUUAGAUGGAGCGAAUUACCUUGGAAGGGAUUACACUGAUGGGUUCCUCUGCAAUGUUUGGGAGAAGGUUGAUUUCAUUUGGUACUACGAAGAUGUCGUCACCAAGUUCCCCAUCAGAUGGGAUUUCUCUGACGGAAUAUCCACUCACGUGAUGACAUAUGAAGUAGGGGCAGUGCUGGAAGACACACAAGUGCAGGCACCAGUGUCUUGUUUCCAGGAAGAAGGGAAAGAGUUCCUCGGCUCAACAUUUGAGCCACCUCUACAGAAGGGCUUCUUGAGGCACGUUUAGAGGAGUCUCGUUUGAGAUCCUCA
This is a messenger RNA of Telopea speciosissima, 677 nucleotides long. RefSeq lists its product as uncharacterized. NCBI's taxonomy places the organism in Eukaryota, Viridiplantae, Streptophyta, Magnoliopsida, Proteales, Proteaceae. The transcript has 2 exons. Bases 28 to 654 code for a protein of 208 amino acids. The record is from RefSeq and is a predicted model, not a curated record.